Messenger RNA from Anopheles funestus (African malaria mosquito), 19145 nucleotides. Its product is annotated as titin-like. Gene Ontology annotation, cellular component: plasma membrane. The record is from RefSeq and is a predicted model, not a curated record. Lineage: Eukaryota; Metazoa; Arthropoda; Insecta; Diptera; Culicidae. Gene Ontology annotation, molecular function: fibroblast growth factor receptor activity; fibroblast growth factor binding. The transcript has 17 exons. The coding region runs from base 75 to 18041 and encodes 5988 amino acids.
CUGAGACCACGGUCACAUUGACCGAAGAGUAUACAGCGCCUGAGACUGUGACAGCCACAUCCGACGAGAUUCCUAUGAUUGAGGUCGUCAAACCGAAGAAAAAGAAGAUUAAGAUCAUCAAAAAGAAGGGAACAGAUACUGACCAUAUUGUCCAGAAGCUACUGAAUUUGGAAGUCACAAGCACUGAACCGGAACAAUACCAACAACUCGAUGAGGAUGCUCCCACUAUACCCAUCAUGCUUCAAUCUGCGGUGGAAGCUCUAGAAAUCGAAGAGCUUCCAGAAGAGGUCAAGGUGACUGAAGUCAUCACCAAAACUGGUCAAUCUAAACAGCAGAUCACCAAAAAGAAAACCAUCAAGAAACGCGUCGGCCAGAAGGAGGAACACAUUGAAGUAGUCACUGUUCAGCAAGACGACAUGGCUCCAGAAACUACCAUCACUGUCACCGAAGAGGAAGCUUCCGAUUCCAAGCCAGUGGAUGACAAACCUAAGCCCAAGAAGAAGAAGGUAAAGACCAUCAAGACCACCGACGAUUCUGAUGAUAUCAUUGAGCGACUCCUUAAUCUCGAAGUACAUAAAACUGAACUGGAACAGUACGAGAAAAUCGACGUUGAUCUGCAGAAGCGCAUGGGUCCUGUGGAGGAAACAACGAUCGAGGAACAUCCUGAAGUCGUCGAAGAAGUCAGAUCUGACUCAGGCAUAAUCAAGAAGAAGGUCGUCAAGAAGAAGAUCAUCAAGAAACGAGUCGGACCCAAGGAAGAGGUUACUGAGGAAGUUACCAUACAAGAAGAUGGCAAGCAGCCUGAAACAACCGUCACGAUCAGCGAGCAUGAGGUACCUUACGAGGUUACAGAGCCUUUCGAAGAAGAACUUAAGCCCCUCGAAGCUGUUGUGGAUGAGUAUCCCGAGCCGAUGGAAGCUACACUCAAAACGAAGAGUACCAAGAUUGUCAAGAAAAAGGUUAAAAAGCUCAAGCAAGGUGAGGCCGUUAGCGAAGAAGCUCCUCAGGAAGAGGUUGACGAUCUGAUCCUCGCACAGGCUCCCUUGGAACAACCAACUAUCGAGGAGCUUCCAGAACAUGUUGAGGUCGUUGAGAUCAUCACCAAGGAAGGAAAGCCCAAGAAGCAAGUCACCAAAACCAAGAUCAUCAAGAAGAAGACGACUGGCAAGGUCGAGGAGGUGAAGAUUGUGACAGUGCAAGAGGACAACCAGGUGCCUGAGACCACGGUCACAAUGACCGAAGAGGAUACAGCGCCUGAGACUGUGACAACUACAUCCGACGAGAUUCCUAUGAUUGAAGUCGUCAAACCGAAGAAAAAGAAGGUUAAGAUCAUCAAAAAGAAGGGAACAGAUACUGACCAUAUUGUCCAGAAGCUACUCAAUUUGGAAGUCACAAGCACUGAAACGGAGCAAUAUCAAGAACUCGAUGAGGAUGCUCCCACUAUACCCAUCAUGCUUCAAUCUGCGGUGGAAGCUCUAGAAAUCGAAGAGCUUCCAGAAGAGGUCAAGGUGACUGAAGUCAUCACCAAAACUGGUCAAUCUAAACAGCAGAUCACCAAAAAGAAAACCAUCAAGAAACGCGUCGGCCAGAAGGAGGAACACAUUGAAGUAGUCACUGUUCAGCAAGACGACAUGGCUCCAGAAACUACCAUCACUGUCACCGAAGAGGAAGCUCCCGAUUCCAAGCCAGUGGAUGACAAACCUAAGCCCAAGAAGAAGAAGGUAAAGACCAUCAAGACCACCGACGAUUCUGAUGAUAUCAUUGAGCGCCUCCUUAAUCUCGAAGUACAUAAAACUGAACUGGAACAGUACGAGAAAAUCGACGUUGAUCUGCAGAAGCGCAUGCGUCCUGUGGAGGAAACAACGAUUGAGGAACAUCCUGAAGUCGUCGAAGAAGUCAGAUCUGACUCAGGCGUAAUCAAGAAGAAGGUCGUCAAGAAGAAGAUCAUCAAGAAACGAGUCGGACCCAAGGAAGAGGUUACUGAGGAAGUUACCAUACAAGAAGAUGGCAAGCAGCCUGAAACAACCGUCACGAUCAGCGAGCAUGAGGUACCUUACGAGGUUACAGAGCCUUUCGAAGAAGAACUUAAGCCCCUCGAAGCUGUUGUGGAUGAGUAUCCCGAGCCGAUGGAAGCUACACUCAAAACGAAGAGUACCAAGAUUGUCAAGAAAAAGGUUAAAAAGCUCAAGCAAGGUGAGGCCGUUAGCGAAGAAGCUCCUCAGGAAGAGGUUGACGACUUGAUCCUCGCACAGGCUCCCUUGGAACAACCAACUAUCGAGGAGCUUCCAGAACAUGUUGAGGUCGUUGAGAUCAUCACCAAGGAAGGAAAGCCCAAGAAGCAAGUCACCAAAACCAAGAUCAUCAAGAAGAAGACGACUGGCAAGGUCGAGGAGGUGAAGAUUGUGACAGUGCAAGAGGACAACCAGGUGCCUGAGACCACGGUCACAAUGACCGAAGAGGAUACAGCGCCUGAGACUGUGACAGCUACAUCCGACGAGAUUCCUAUGAUUGAAGACGUCAAACCGAAGAAAAAGAAGGUUAAGACCAUCAAAAAGAAAGGCAAUGAUACAAAUGAUAUAGUCCAAGAACUUCUCCGUUUAGUCGAAUUGGAAUCUGAAACUGAAACGUACCUUCAGCCUUUUAUCGAAGAGAUUGAGGAGCCUUUGUCAGCUACUAGUGAGCAUCCGAAAGAAAUCAAACCAACACAAAAAGGCAAACCAAAGAAGCAGACACACACAACCACUUCACAGCUUGACACACAAGACACACAUUCACAAUCAUGUAUUCUACCACAAACUCAGGAUGCUGAUACUCACGAACACACAUCUCCUGAAUACAUCACCACAUUUGAAACAUGUACAGACAACAGCCAGACAUUCAUAAAGUCCCGAAACAUUAAAAUCAUUAAGGAACAUGGCGCAGUAAUCGAAGAAACAUUCGAUGAUGGCGAUACUCGAACUAUAUCUCAUAUGCCGUCAGAAGUUCUGAUUGAGGAAAUUGAAGAAUCUGCACCAUCACUCCACACCACACAACUCGAAGAAACACCUCAAAUCGUACAGGAAGUCGCCACAAAACAUAAACCCAAGAAGAAACAAACACAAACACAAGCAGACGAACAAUUCGAUUCUGUAACAAUAGAGCAAGCUCAACUGAUUCCGGAAGAAACAGAACAUACGGCUGAAAUAUGUACCGUAGUCUCCAAAAAGGCAAAAUCCAAAAAGUCCAAAGUUACUGUUAUUCAAGGGGUCACUGAAUCUGUUGUUGCUGAAGACGACGACGAACUCCCCCUAUCAGCUCAGCUCAUACCGGUUCAUGAGCAAGCUAUUAUUCUUUCCGAGCUUCCUGAGCAGGUAUCCGUUCAAGAAGUAAUCACUAUGACGGGAGAAGCACGAAAACAGAUCACCAAAAAGAAAACCAUCAAGAAACGCGUCGGCCAGAAGGAGGAACACAUUGAAGUAGUCACUGUUCAGCAAGACGACAUGGCUCCAGAAACUACCAUCACUGUCACCGAAGAGGAAGCUCCCGAUUCCAAGCCAGUGGAUGACAAACCUAAGCCCAAGAAGAAGAAGGUAAAGACCAUCAAGACCACCGACGAUUCUGAUGAUAUCAUUGAGCGACUCCUUAAUCUCGAAGUACAUAAAACUGAACUGGAACAGUACGAGAAAAUCGACGUUGAUCUGCAGAAGCGCAUGCGUCCUGUGGAGGAAACAACGAUCGAGGAACAUCCUGAAGUCGUCGAAGAAGUCAGAUCUGACUCAGGCGUAAUCAAGAAGAAGGUCGUCAAGAAGAAGAUCAUCAAGAAACGAGUCGGACCCAAGGAAGAGGUUACUGAGGAAGUUACCAUACAAGAAGAUGGCAAGCAGCCUGAAACAACCGUCACGAUCAGCGAGCAUGACGUACCUUACGAGGUUACAGAGCCUUUCGAAGAAGAACUUAAGCCCCUCGAAGCAGUUGUGGAUGAGUAUCCCGAGCCGAUGGAAGCUACACUCAAAACGAAGAGUACCAAGAUUGUCAAGAAAAAGGUUAAAAAGCUCAAGCAAGGUGAGGCCGUUAGCGAAGAAGCUCCUCAGGAAGAGGUUGACGACUUGAUCCUCGCACAGGCUCCCUUGGAACAACCAACUAUCGAGGAGCUUCCAGAACAUGUUGAGGUCGUUGAAAUUAUCACCAAGGAAGGAAAGCCCAAGAAGCAAGUCACCAAAACCAAGAUCAUCAAGAAGAAGACGACUGGCAAGGUCGAGGAGGUGAAGAUUGUGACAGUGCAAGAGGACAACCAGGUGCCUGAGACCACGGUCACAAUGACCGAAGAGGAUACAGCACCUGAGACUGUGACAGCUACAUCCGACGAGAUUCCUAUGAUUGAAGAUGUCAAACCGAAGAAAAAGAAGGUUAAGAUCAUCAAAAAGAAAGGAGAUGAUACCGAUGAUAUUAUUCAAAAGCUCCUCAAUUUGGAGGUGAAGAAAACUGAGCUGGAGAGAUACGAAAAAGUCGAUGUUGAAAUCAAAAGCAGCACUAAGCAAACUCAGGAAGUCAUUGUUGAAGAUCUUCCACAACUCGCAGAGAUUUCCGAUGUUCCUGUACAGAGCAUUGUAAAGAAAAUUACGAAAACGAAAUCUGUGAAAUCCAAGAAGCCACAAGAAGAUAUCCAAACAGUAUCUGUAGCAGCUAUCGAUGAACAUCCAGAGCCUCACGUUUCGGAACAGGCUGAACCGAUUAAUCAGCCUGAGGAAACAUUCGAGCAAGCUGAAGAAUUGCCUUAUGAAAUGCCACUGGAGCAAUUCCCUAUUGUUGAAGAGUUACCAGAAGAAAUAAUGGUUAAUGAGGUGGUUACACUUAGUGGCGAAGUAAAGAAACAAACCACAAAAAAACGCACUGUGAAGAAGACCACUGGAGACAAACAAGAACUUGUAGAAGUGGUUACGGUUGAAGAAGAAGGCCAUCAGCCCGAAACAACAAUCACUAUCAUUGAAUCAGAGGUUCGACCUGAAUCACCAAUUACUAUUGAGCAAAUAGAUACAGAACCGUCUGUCAAACAGAAGGAGCCCCGAAAGUUGAAAAAGAAAAAAGUUAAAACCAUCAAAACUACGGACGAGGUUGAUGAUAUCAUUGAGAGGUUACUCAAUCUCGAAGUAAAGAAGACUGAACUGGAACGUUAUGAACGAGUGGAGGUGGAACUAAAAAAGCGUCAUAAAUCGUUGAUUGAAGAAACCUUGGAAAGACCUGAAGCAGCAAUAGCUAUUUUGGAAAUGAUAGAGUCACCAAAACUUGAAACUGUUCGAAAAUCUUCGAUCACGCAGCCGAAGGAAACGGAAGAACUGAAAAAAAAAGUUAAGAAAAAGAAGCCGACAUCAACUGUUCAAAGCGCAGAAGAUCUUGUGCCACUCACGAUUGAACCUAUGGAAGCAACCGUAGUUCCGGAGGAAAUUACAUUCAUGGAAGGCACCUUAAAUCAACAACAAACGUCGCCGAUUGAAACGAUCACUAAAAAGAAAAUAAGUAAAAAAUCUCCGCGCAAAGAGGAACCUUUACCUACUACACAUUUAUCAACUGAAGAAUCUUCCUUAGCCCCAAGUGUUCCACAAUCAGUAGAAAUGUACAAUGAUGAGCUUACCGAAACCGAUAUCGUUCGGGAGAUCUCAGUAGUUGAGCCACAACCACAAGAAGCCUGCCUAGAACAGUUUGAUCAAUCAUUCUUAACAUACGAAGAAAAAUCGCUUAAGAAAUUACAAGAACAACAAACGAAACCAGUUCCAGAGACACAAAUCGAACUCAAGAAGACGGAAAAGAAAGCGAAGAAAAAACCUAAAAAAGAGCAACAUCCAGAAGAAGACGAACAGCUUCAACGUUUGUUGAACUUAGAGGUCGAAAAGACACAACUUGAGCAGUAUGAAAAAAUUGAACUUGAAGAUAAACCCAAACCAGAGAAACCUAAACCUGUAUUAGUGCCUCAAAAAAUUGAACGCAAAGAACAAAAAGCUCAAAAGAUGCAAAUUUCUGAGCCAGAGGAGCAACCCCAAAUGGUAAGGCUUCGAAAAGUCAAGGUACCAGAUCGCAAGGAAAUUGAGGAAGUUGUUGUACCCAAGGUUUUGCUCAAGAGUCGUAUUGUCGAUGUUCAGUAUCCACCAGAAGCGAUGAAACCAGUCAUUACAGAUCUGACACCAGUCAAAGCCAUAGGUCUAAUGUCGAGAAUAGAAGAAGAAGAAUCACCUGAUAAGCUUAAGAAGGUGAAGAAAAUAAGAACUAGCAAAAGCAAGAGGCUAGAAUUAGAAACACCAGAAACCAUGGAUUACGAAGACGAAAAGCCAGAAAAGGAAGAAUUUGAUCAAGAGGCACAUAAAUAUCAACGAAAACCUAAAGAAACGACUGAUGAUAAAACGGAGGAGAAAACGCUGAAGCUUGGUAAAGGUAAACUUCCAAAGGAAGAUGCUGAACUAGAGCAAGUUAAACUAAAGAAAACACCAAAGAAACCGAAAGAGGAUGAACCGGAAGAUCAAAAAUCUGUUUCUAAGCCGAAGCAAAAACCAACUGAACUCGAAAGCGAUGACAAACAGCGCCAUGUUGAAAAGCCGGAGUAUAAACCGAUUGAUAUACCUGACUAUAGCACAGAAAUGGAAGAAUAUAAAGCUCCUGAACCAACGCCUGACGAACCGGAGGAAGAGACAAAGAAAAAGCUCAAACCAAAGAGGCGUCCGAAAACCCCGGAUGACAAGGAAGACGAACUAAAACCUUUGGUUAUGGGCAAGGGUAAGCCUAAACCUGACGCUCCAGAAGACGAUGUUAAAUUCAGAAUUCCAGCUGGGAAAAAAGAGGACGAAGAACCAACAGAUAUCAAGUUGAAACCAUUCACUAAACCUACUUCCAAAGAGGAACAACCUGUUAAAGAAGCUGAUAGAGAAAUGGCGCUACCAGCUACCACUGACAAACCAGAAGAGCCAGAUGUUGAUCUUACUUCGCAACAGAAAGUGAAGAAAAUUAUUAAGAAAACUAAACCAAAACAAAAAUCAGACAGUCAGGAACGUACAGAGGAGCCAGUUGAGGAAACAAUGCCACAACCGGUGUCUGAUGUCGCGGAAGAUGUUCCCGAUAUCGUCCAUGCUGUCGUACCUAAAACAAUCACGGAUGAUGAGUUCCAAAAACCGGAAGAAUUGGAUCUGACACCACAGCCACAGGUUGACUUCGUAAUAGAACAGCUUCCCGAAGAGGUCAAAGUGACGCAAGUGAUAACAUCAACUGGUGCAGUUGAACAGCAAACAGUCAAAAAGCGCAUUAUCAAAAAGAAGAAAGAUGACAAGGAAGAGCUCAUUGAGAUAGUCACCGUACAGAAAGGUGACGAUAUUCCCGAAGCAACAGUAACAGUGACACAAGUGACCCCAGAAGACAGUACAACGCAACCGGAAAGUGCCAAACGUAAAGUUCGUAUCAAGAAAAUAAUUAAACCGGACACGCUGGAUGCUGACAUUGAGCGAUUGCUCAAUCAGGAAAUUUCGAAAACCGAACUCGAGGUUUACGAGAAGACAGAUUUUGAGCCAACCAAGCGUGUCAAGGAACAACCAGUGGAAGAACCUGUACUUCAAACAGCUGAAUCGGAAAUUUCAUCGCCUGUUGUACCGCAGAAGACAAAGGUUAAAACCAAAGCAAAGAAACAACACCAAGUCACCCCAUUACAAGCAAUACCUACAGAAUCAUUAGCUCCACUCGAACCAGCCAUUGGACACGAAGCUACCGAACAAACACUCGAUACCACACACACUGAAGACAGGCGGCCGAUCAGUGCAGACACUGUUGAUUUGCAGGAGGACACGUUCGAAACGAACGAGUUUGUUGAAACCGAAACCUUGGGGGAUGUUGUACAACCGAUCGACGUACCGGAAGCAGUCCUGGAGAAGCCCGAGGUAUCACUAAAGCCUCAGGUUACAGCAGCCCCCUACGAACAGGUACUGGACGAAACAGUGGAACAGACGGACGUUGUAGCCGCAGAUCUUCCGCAACAUGAGCAAGCGGCUGCAUCCGAAAUUCCGUCAGUCGUAACGGAAACACCAAUCGUGAGUAAACCUAUUCUUGAAGCAGCUCCAAUCGAAGAAGUUCUUGAACAACAGGUUGAAGAAACGGGUAACGUGCCUUCAUUGGAGCUGGAUACCGUCCAGGUAGCACCAAACGAUGUAUCCGAACAUGCAACCGAAAUUCCUACGGUGCAAGGCAAGCCGCUACUGGAAGCUGCCCCCAUGGAUGAUCAGUUUGAUGUAUCCGUCGAGGAAGCCGAUACCGUCGCAUCGCUGACAUUGAAUGAGGAACACCUGACACCAGUUGAUGUAACGGUGGGUGCGACCGAAGUACCUUCCGUACAGAGCAAACCGACAAUUGCAGCAGCCCCAUCCGAAUCACUUCUGGAGCAACCCGUGGAAGAGACCUCAGCAGUGCAGGAACCCCAACUGGAGACGGAAAAGCUUGUCCCUGUGGAAGAACAGCGCGCCGAGCCAACGGAGGAAGCGCAGCUUCAACCUGCAGCCACCAUUGAAACUGCCCCGGCCGAAGCCCCGAAGAAGGUGGUUAAGAAGGUAACGAAAGUGGCAAAGAAAACCAAAAAGUCCAUCGAUGAUGACGAGGAACUACAGCGCUUGCUGAAUCUGGAGGUAGAGAAAACAGAGCUGGAGCAGUACGAGAAGAUUGAUGUGGACGGCAAGCCGAAGGUUAAACCGGAAAAGGGUGAGAUUGUUAAGCUAGAGCCUAUUAAAAUCGAACGUAAGGAACAGAAACCGAUUAAACCAGAAAUCACUGACACACAAGAACCACAAACAGUUAAACUGCGCAAAACCGUUGUACCAGAGAAGCGGGAAGUGGAGGAAGUCGCUAUACCAAAGGUACUGCUCAAGAGCCGUAUCGAACAUGUGGAGUUCUCCGUGCAGGGACAGCAGCCUGAGAUCGUGCAGCUAGACACCCGACCGGGCGUAGGUACGUUGUCGCGCACCGAAGAGGACGAAGUGGAGCGUACGAAGAAGGUAAUAAAGAAGGUGAAAGUUAUUAAGAAGGAAAAGCCCGAAGUGGAAACGCUGGACAUUGAAAAGUACGAAAAGGAACCAAAAGAAGAAGUGCCGAAGGACGAAGAAAAGUCACAAUACCAACGGCAACCUAAGGAAGCGCCAAAGGAUGAACCGGAAGAGCGUACCUUGCAAAUGGGUAAGGGUAAGUUGAAAAAGGACGAAGAUCACCACGAAGAGGUAAAGCUAAAGAAAACACCAAGCAAGCCCAAAGAGGAAACUGAGGAAGAAGUAAAACCGAAGAAACAAGUUCAAGAAAAACCGAAAGAAGAAGAUUUGGACACUAAAAAACGAACUGUUGAGAAGCCGAAGUUUACACCAACCGAUAUUCCAGACUAUGAAACGCCUCUAGAGCCGUACGUAAAGGUGGAACCACAACCGGAAGAAUCACCGGUGCAGGAGCCAGAAAAACCGAAAGUUCCCAAAGAACCUAAGGUACCGGAAACUCCGGAAGAACCUGAGCACAAGAUUGUGCUGGGUAAGGGCAAGAAACCGGAGCCGGAACCAGAAGAAGAAUUCAAGUUCCGUAAACCGGUACCUUCUAAACCGGAGGAUGAAAAGGAAGAAAUUAAGCUGAAACCAUUUACAAAACCAACUCCCGACACAGAGCCUAAAGAGCGUGAAGGUGAUCGCGACAUGGCAUUGCCAGUUCCGAAAGAUUUGCCCGAUGAUGCAGAUACAGAAACAACCAAGAAAAAGGUUAUUAAGAAGGUCGUCAAAAAACCAAAGGCACCUGUCGAAGAACAGCCGCAACCUGAAGAACCAGUGCAAGUACAAGAAGCACCAGUGCCAGUUGAGGUAUCCGCUCCUGUAGUCGAAGAAGUCGUACCAAAACCUCUCGAAGAAAUAGAGAAACCCAAGGAGGUACAAGUGGAGCAGCCAAAAGAGAUGGUACUGCCACAACCUGCAGUGGAACAGACAGAGGUUCUUCCUGUACCUCAGGUACCAGAAGAGAAACCUAUCGAAACUGUACAAGAACCCGCACCGGAGAGUAAAGAAGAGAUUCCAGUGGAAGUGCAGGAGCAAAAAGAAAAGGUUGUCAAAAAGAAGGUUGUGAAAAAACCAAAGAAGAAACCGGAAGAAGAUGCCGAGCUGGAGCGUUUGUUGAACUUGGAGAUCGAAAAGACAGAGCUGGAGACGUAUGAAAAGAUUGACCUAGAGCCCAAACCGAAAGAAGCACCGGUCCUUGUUUCACAGCCGACUGUAGCGCCGAUAGAGGAAAAACCGGUCGUUGAAAAGCCGGUCGUGGCUCCAGUCGUUGAAAAGGCACAAAUUGUCGAAGAAGUACUUGUACCGGAGGAAGUGAGUGCUAUUGCACCGGUUGAGGUUAACAAGCCAACCGAACCGGUACAGAAACAAGUACCAGAGGAGGUUGUUACUGCUGUGCAGGAACCGGCGGUUACUGUUAAGACAGAUGUACCAAAGCCCAUUCCUGUGGAGGAAAAAGCGGUAGAAUUGCCAGUAGAGCCUGAAAGAAUUGAAGAGAAGAAACCAGUGGUCAAGAAGAAAGUUGUAAAGAAACCCAAGAAGGCUUCUAUUGAGGAUGAUGAACAGUUGCAGCGUCUGCUAAAUAUGGAAAUCGAAAAGACCGAGCUUGAAAAGUAUGAGAAAAUCGAUGUAGACAUUAAGAAGCCAGAAAAGACCGUUGAAACGGUUGAAGAACCUCGUAAAGCUCAGGUGGCUGAGCUUGAAGAACCAGAGCCGGUAGAGGUGACACUAAAGCCCAAGAAGACCGUUAAGAAGCCAGUAGAACCGGAACCAGUCGAGGCUGAGUUUAAGAUCACAAAGAAACCACGUUUACCCGAAGCCCCCCAGGAAGUGGAGGAACAAAUUAUUUUGAAGCCGUCACCACAGAAAUCGGAAGAAACGGUAAGUGUUGAGCGAAUCAUUAAGGUUGAAGUGGAACAACCAGAGGUUGUCGAACAACCGACCAUUGAAGAGGUCGAAGAAGACGAACCACAGCCUGUGGAAGAUCUAGAAACGGUGGAGCCUGUGGUUGAAGAACCGCUAGAAACGGAAGCCCCAGAAGAAGAAAUCGUGCCCGUUCAACCUUUGGUGGAAGAGGUACAUGACGUACAGCCGAUCAUAACAGACGCUGUCAUUGAGGCACCGUCAGAGGAACUCCCAACGGUGGUGGAGUCAGUACCAAUACAACCCAUUGUGGAAGAACCGCAACCGGUGACGCCACUGAGAAAAGUUUCACUCAAACCGGUUGAACCUCAGCCAGAAACGGUAGAAAAGAAACCGGCCGAAAAACCUAAAAAGAAGGUGGUUGUCGUGAAGAAAAAGAAGGCGAGCAUCGACGAUGACGCAGAGCUACAGCGGUUGUUGAAUCUGGAAAUUGAGAAAACCGACCUCGAACAGUACGAACGCGUCGAUGUGGAUCUACGCAAGCGCGAGAAGGUGAAGAUUGAAGACCAACCACAACCGCAACAAGCGGUUGAGUCGAUGGUCGAACCCGAAGACAGCGCACAGUUGAAAUUGCCUCGAAAGAAGAGCAAACCGAAGGUGGAAACGGUGGAGGAAACUGAGGUAGAGUUUAAGAUCAAACCCAAGAAACAACCGAUUGCAGAAGAGACGGUACAGGAAGCAACAGUAUCACUGAAGAAACCCAAACCGCCCGCUCCUGUUGUUGAGGAAACGGCAACGGAAGAAGUGAUUUUGUUGAAGCCAGCCGUUCCCCAAGCAGAAGAGGUGGAAGAUGUGGACGAAUCGAUUAAAGUGAAACCAAAACCAGCACCAUAUACCACCGAUGAAGCAGAAGCUUCUCUCAAGAUUGUGCGUGAAGCGGAACAACCCACCGCACCCGAGCCAGCGCAGCCGGAACCGGCCAAGGUGGAGGAGAAGAAACCGGAAAAACCAAAGAAGAAGGUUGUUCCGAAGAAAAAGAAGGAUGAUGAUGUUGAUGAGAUUACCAAGAAGCUCCUCGAGAUGGAGGUACCGAAAACGGAACUGGAAAAGUACGAAAAGAUCGAUCUAGACAUUGUGAAACCAGCAAAGGAAACGAUCGACGAGGUGACGAUGGUCAAACGCAAGCCCAAGGCAAAACCUUCGGUCGAGGAAGAGGAUGAGGUAGAGACAAAACUGUCCCUGCCCCGAAAGAAACCGUCCAUUGCGGAACCGGAGGAGGCUGAAGCUACGUUUAAGGUGGCACGAAAGCCCUCUAUACCGCAGCAGACCGAAGACGUGGAGGCAUCGAUCACGAUUACCAAGGAGGAGGAAGUACCGGCAGAGGAAGAGAUCACCGAGCACGUUGUGGUGCGCAAGCAGCGCCCGCGUCCUAAGCCCGCCUUCCGUCGCGAGGUGCUGGACGAGGAGGAGGUGCGCAUCAAGAAAAUCAAAAAGGUACGCCAACCGCGUCCAGUGUUCAAAGACAUUGAGCCAGAAAAUGUGACAUUCCGUCCGAAGCGCACCAAACACAUUGAGGACAUUGAGCAGGAGUUCAAGAUACAGCUUGAUUCGUACGCGCGCGAAGAAAUCUCCAUGUCCGGCCGCGUGAAGCUGCCGGCACCGUACAGUUACGGUGAGGAAACCGGCGAGGCGCACAUCACGAUCAUCAAGCAGGUGGAUGAAGAUGACGAGGUCGUGUAUGAGGUAAUUUACGAUGAUAGCGAGCAGGACAUGGAGGAAGAGUAUCACUACCAGGACGAAGACACCGAAAAUGUCGUGAUCGAGCUGCGCAGACGGCGCGAAAAGCUUGAGAAUUUGAUCAUGCAUCACGAGGAAGAAAUCUCAUUCGAUCUGACUCAACGCAACAGAUCACAGUUCACCACCACCACACACGAAGAAGAAUCAUUCACACUGAAACAGCCCAAGAAAGUCCUACCAACAUACUCUGAAGAAACGGCAUCGCUGAAAAUUGUUCGAGAAGAAGAUGCCAACGAUAUGUACUGCAUUCAAGCGGUAGAAGCCGAAAAUGAAGAAGCACUACACAUCGUGGAAGGAGAGAAAGUCUAUGUCAUCGAACACAGCAACUCCGAAUGGUGGUACGUGAAACGUUCCUGGUGUGAGGAGCGCGGUUUCGUCCGCCGGGAAUACCUGAUGGAUGCGGUCACCUAUCCGCAGUACGUACAGAAGACAUUGAACGAGAAGAUCGACAAGCUUCCGGUGUUCGAAAAGCCAGGCCCCGGUGAAAAACCGCUCGCUCCGAAAAUUAUUGAGAAGCUGCAACCAAUCACUACACAGGACGGCUAUACCGUGCAGUUUGAGUGCAAGGUCGAAGGAUUCCCGAGACCCUCGAUUACCUGGUUCCGUCAGACGGCUGUCAUAAAACCGUCGCAAGACUUCCAGAUAUACUACGACGAUGAUAACGUGGCUACACUGAUCAUUCGCGAAGUAUUCCCGGAGGAUGCAGGCACUUUUACGUGUGUCGCGAAGAACAAUGCCGGUUUUGCCUCCAGUGCGACCGAGCUGGUUGUCGACUCAUUCAGCUCGGACCAUGGUUCCGACGUUGCAACACUGUCACGCAAAAGCAUGUCUCGUGAGUCCUCGUUGGCAGACAUUCUAGAAGGCAUUCCGCCAACCUUCUCACGCAAACCGAAGGCACAGUACGUUGAUGCUGGAUCUGAUGUGCUGCUAGAGUGUCGUCUUGUCGCAGUACCGGAACCGGACAUUCUCUGGUACUACAACGGUGUGGAGAUUGAAAGCAAGGACAAUGUGCAGGUUGUGGUGGAGUCGGAUAUGCACAUGUACUGCACGGUGGUUCACAUCAAGGGUAUCGACAAGGUACAGGAAGGUUCGUAUCAGGUAGUCGCUCGUAACCGCGAAGGUGAGUCGUCUCUCGACAUUAUGGUGAAGGUGAAGACCGGUGUACAGGAACCGCCCCAGAUUUUGGAACCACUCAAAAGCAUGACGAUCCGCCAGGGUGAAACGGUAAUGCUGUCAACGCAGAUUGUCGGUAAUCCUGCACCGGAAGUACAGUGGUUCAAGAAUGGCGUUGCUCUGGACGUACCUACGCAAGCUGAUCGUAACAUUUACACUGUGACGCUAGUAGCACCGACACAUGACAAUGCAGGCGAGUACACGGUUCGGGCGAAGAAUCCUGCAGGAAGUGUCGAAACAAGUGCCUUCCUUACGGUGGACGAAUCGAACGUCGGUAACCCGCAGGCGCCACUAUUCUUAGAGCGUUUCGAAGAGCAGAGUGUACCGCAAGGAGGUACCAUUAAGCUUCCGGCACGAGUGACGGGUAAUCCGGUUCCGGAAAUUCUUUGGUUGCGCAACAACAACACAUUGCUGCCUUCCAAACGUGUGAAGCAGGCGUACGACGGCGAAAGCAUAGAGCUGCAGAUCAACAACGCAGACUCCGAACAGGACUCGGGUAACUAUAAGUGUAUUGCUUCCAAUACGAUAGGCAAGGCAUCGCAUGGUGCACGAGUCACAGUGGAGGUAGACAAGGUUACCUUCACGAAGAAGCUCAAGAAAACGAUCACGGUGGAGGAAAGCAAGGCCGUCACACUGGAGUGCGAGACUUCGCAUACCGUCUCCACCAAGUGGUACCACAACGGCAAGGAGCUUAGCGGUAUGGAUCAUCGUAUGAUUGUGCAGGAGGGUAAAGUGCACAAGCUAAACAUCAAAAACCCGACCAUCAACGAUACGGGUGUGUACCGAUGCACGGUCAAGGAUCAGCAGACCGAGAGCAAUCUGACAGUCAUCGAGGCUAAGCCUGAGUUUCUACGUAAGCUCGAAGAUGUCGAAACGAAGGAGAAGGAACACGCCGUUUUGGAGGUUGAGAUUACCUCCGAGACUGCAGACGUUACCUGGUACAAGGAGGGUCGCAAGCUGGUUGAAACCACUGGCAAGUACGAGUUCACCAAGAAGGGUAAAUCGCGCGUCCUAUUUGUGCGUAACACGUCUGUCCAUGACGAAGGCGAGUACACCUGUGCACUUGCCGAUCAGGAAUGUUCGGCGGAAGUGUCCAUUAUUGAGCUUCCACCAGAGAUCAUCAGUGCACCACGCGAUGUAACCGUGGCACGAGGUGAAGAUGCCAUCUUUGAGCUAGAGCUUACCAAGGGAGAUGCUCUGGUUCGUUGGUAUCGCAACGAAGAUGAACUGUCGUUCAAUGGACACGUGCAGCUGACGAUCGACGGUAAGCGUCAAACGCUUAAAAUUAACAAGACGGUCGAUGCGGAUGCUGGCGAGUACACGUGCGUGGUUGGUGAACAGCGGGCCAAGGCUCGGUUGACGGUCGAGAAACCGGUUGUCGAUUUUGUGCGACGCCUGCCAGAGGUAACUCUGACUACGCGAGACAACGAUGCCGUAUUCACGGUGGAACUCUCCGAGUCAGCCGAUGUCGUGUGGUAUCGCAACAGCAAAGUCAUUACUGCCUCCAGCAAGUACGAGCUGAUUGUCGAGAAGUGCAUUCGCAAACUGAUCGUGAAAAACACUGUCGAGGAUGAUGAGGAUGAGUACACGUGUGCCGUGUCGAAUGCGAAAACGGCUUCGAAACUGAAGGUCGAAAUCAUCAAGGUGGCACCCACAAUCUUCGAGGAUGGUCCCCGUGCGUUCACUAUCCGCAAGGAUGAAGACGUGACAUUCAGCGUUAAGUUUAACGCCACGCCAAAGCCCGAAGCAGAGUGGCGCGUCAACAAGCGAGUCAUCAUUCCGUCGGCUAAGUUCGUCUCGACUGUCACAGAAGAGACCGCCAGCUUGACCAUCAAGCGUGCAGCUGAAGUCGAUGCUGGAGAGUUCACUUUGAAACUCACCAACGAGUGUGGUGAUGCGAGCGCUUCAUUUACGCUCGUAAUUAAAAAACAACCGGGAGCACCAGAAGCACCGGAAGCAACUCUCAUAACGGAUGACUCUAUCACACUGUUCUGGAAGGCACCGAGCGACGAUGGCAACAGCCCUAUCUCACAAUACGUGCUUGAAUACCAGGAGAAGAACCAGCAGAAGUGGACGGAAAUUACAAGCAUCACCGAAACGACUACGACCGUGACAAAACUGACGAAGAAUUCCGAGUACACAUUCCGUGCCACAGCCGUCAACGAGGUGGGCAAGGGUCCGGCAUCGCCGAAUUCGCCCUACUACAAGAUUGUGGCACCGAUUCAGAAGGAAGCGCCGACGGUAAGCGAACACCUGAAGGAUGUACACGUCGGACUCGGACAGACGGUCACACUGAGCUGUAUCGUGACUGGAGUACCCGUACCGGAUGUCGCCUGGUUCCGUAAUGGACAACCGCUCAAGCAAGAUGUCGUAUCGUACGAGAACGGUUCGGCUAAAUAUCAGAUCAAAUCCACCACUGUCGAUAGUGGCGCCAAGUACACGUGCCGUGCGACAAACGAGGUGGGCAGCGUCGACAGCAACUGUCAGGUGGUGAUCGAAGAAAAGCCAACGCUGACGGUGGAGAAGAAGCAGAUUGUGCAGAAGCUGCGUGUGGGCGACGAAUGGAAGGUGAUUGCCGAAUUUACUGGCUAUCCAGCUCCGGAGCUGAUCUGGCACCGGGAGGAUGAGCAGCUUACAUCCACGGCAGAACACACAAUUGUUACCGUCGGUCAAUCAUCGACGAUUGUAAUCUCUUCGCUCGAUCGGACACACACGGGCAAGUAUACGGUGGAGGCACGCAAUUCCGCCGGAUCGGCUACGGUCGAGCUAACGCUGAAGGUGAUCGACAAACCGAGCAAACCGGAAGGACCUAUUGUGGUGCGUGAACUCAGCCCCGAGGCAGUCGUUAUCGAGUGGAAGCCUCCAUCCGAUGAUGGUGGUCUAGAGAUUUCACAAUUCACCAUCGAAAAGUGUGACGACGCUAACAAGAACGCCUGGAUCAAGGUGGCGGACGUGCAGCGUAACAUCAAGUCAUACUGCAUCCAGAAGCUGAUCGAUAGCACGCAAUACCAUUUCCGUGUGAUUGCCCAGAACCCGGUCGGAUGUUCGGAACCGCUGGAAAGUGCUACGGUAAAGAUCCAGCAGACGGUUGAGCCGCCAUCGCCGCCGCGCGGUCCUAUUGAAACGUCCGGCAUGACGAGCAGCUCGUUUACGCUCAUGUGGCAACCGUCCGAGUCGAACGGUGGCAGCAAGAUCACGGAGUACGUCGUGGAGGUAAAGGAGGCGAAGAAGAAGGUGUGGAAGGUGGCUGGAACGUCCAGCGCCUCGGAAACGUCACUGCUGAUCGAGAAUCUCGCCAUGAACAAGGCGUACGACUUUAAGAUCACCGCCAAGAAUAAGGUUGGAUCGAGUGAGCCACUCCAGACGGUAGAAUCCAUCGUAGCCGGAAAGGAAAUUACUCCACCAUCUGCACCACGAAAUCUGCGCAUCACGAACGUGACCAGCAAGAGCGUGAAGCUCGAAUGGCAGCAACCGGAAACGAACGGAGGCUCGGACGUGACCGGCUACAUCAUCGAGAAGCGCCUGACAACCGCACAGCAGUGGACCAAGAUCAAGACGCUCGAGUCCAACUGUCUGUCGUACUGUGUGGACAACAUGAAGGAAAAGACCGAACUGUUGUUCAGGAUAUUUGCCGAGAAUGCGGUCGGACUUAGUGCACCGACGGUGUCGGAGAGUGUUGUGCUGAAGACACAUGCCACUGUUCCGUCUCCACCAACUGGUCCGCUAGAGGUGCGGUACCUGGGACCCAACAUUAACAUCGUCGAGUGGGGCAUUCCAGAGUCGGACGGUGGUGCACCGAUCGAGGGCUACAACAUCGCCAUCCGGAACGCGAAGAAGACGAUGUGGAUGGAGGUGGGUCGCGUUGCGGCUGACUGUCAGUCGUUCAACAUCAAGGAUCUGCAGGAAAGUGAAGACUAUCUUAUUCGCAUCAUGGCAAGGAAUGAGGUCGGUAUCAGUGACCCACUGGAAUCGGAAGAACCGUACACGGUGCAGCUUGGCGCUGCUCCGGACGAUGUGCACGAUGAAACGACGAGAGACUUCUCGGAGCCUACCGGCACCAACACCUCAUCCUGGCUGCGGGAACACAACAUGACGGCGGACAUCAACAGUUACGCCCGCCAUAAGCUGCUGAGGAGAAGCGAAUAUUUCUUCAAGCUGUGGGUCAACGCUAAGAAUCUGUUCAAGUAGAGCGAUUUACUCGCACCCCAAAAACCAAUCGUCAGCUUCCGCGUGCAAGACGCUGACGUAGAUGUAUAUUGCUUCUAAACCUAGACGUCAAAUUUUUGGUGAAAUGAGAUACAAUCACUAAGCUAGCAAUUUUGUUCCAUGCUUCUGGUGGGAUCGUUCGAGUUAAACGCUAUGUGUAUGUGUAAAUGUUGCUCAAACCGAAGAUGUCUAUAAACGAACGUCCUAUGCUUCCCCUUCUGUGUCCCAGGCCCGAAACAAUAAGCAAUCCAAAGAAAAAAGGGCCCGGAAGAAAAAACUGUAAGAAUCUUCAUGGAACUGUGAUAAAAAAAGAGCAAGCCAGCAACAUCAGUAAAUCUAUCGGUAGAAUCAAUGCCAGAACGGAGGACAAAGGUACUAUCGCCCGAAAUAUGCAAAAGCAGCGAAAGUAGAUGAAGAGGCACACGCACAACCCGAAACAGUGUCACCUAUAUCCACUAUCCCCGGUGGUGGUCACUGUUAGCAGGUUGUCUGGUGGCCUACCAUAAUCGUAUAAAUGUAAAUUAUUAGAGCAAAAUCCAACACUCGACUAAUGCGUCGGUACGACCCCGACAACGACACGCAGCAAUACGACAGGGCAACCGCAGGAUCUAUCUGCUGCCUGGCUGCGUUGGAACAUUUGUACUGCUACUCUAGCUAGAAGAUGGAAACGUACGCAAUGUGGACGCCACAUAUUCAGUUGCCAUGUCCGAAGGGCGACAACAUUGGUGCGAAUGUUGUCCCUCAUCGGGCAGGUAGGAAUUGGGCCGUGCCAGAUUAAAAGAAAAAAGAAAAAGCUAGCGAAUCAGCGAUGGAGUAGCAAACCAAACGAGAGAAAAAAACAAAUACUUUCUUUAUCAAUUUAUCUAUGAUCUUUGUUGAAUUCUAUAAACGACUAGCAAGAGAGACGAGUGACACAAGAAGCAAAUAAGCGAAAGAGAGAGAUACUUUAUUUAAAUGAAUGUUUUCUAUUCUGUCAUGUUUAUAUUUUCUUUCAAAAAAAACCAAAGCAAAAGCAUUAGCAUGUUGAAACGAUUUUUUACACUGUGUGUUGAAUAAAAUACAAUUUUUAAAAGCUAUUAUUCGAAA